AUGGACUCGAAGAAUUUGUCCCCCAGUGAAGACUUUCUGCGAUGGCGGCCACAAUAUCAUCUGCAAGCCCCUAGUGGCUGGAUGAACGACGCGUGCGGACUCGGCUACGACCCCAGGACGGGCCUCUACCAUGUGGCCUACCAAUGGAAUCCUGGAUCGGCUCAUUGGAAAAGUAUAUCAUGGGGAAACGCGCGAAGCAGAGAUCUCUGUUCGUGGGAGGUCUUAAGCACUCCUUCGAUCAUUCCAGAAUCAGACGGUGGUAGCAAAGGCGUGUUUACGGGAUGUCUUCAACCAACGAAUGUGGAUGGUCAGGCCGAUGGAGUGCUGACCAUCCUGUACACCUCUGCACGGAGACUUCCCAUUCACUACACGCUCCCGUAUGACCGCGGCUCCGAGCGUAUCCACAUGGCAACAUCUCGUGAUGACGGCAAGUCUUGGAUACCGUACACAGGCAACCCCAUUGUCCCAGGACCGCCUCCGGAACUGGAUGUCAUUGGCUGGCGCGAUCCGUAUGUGGCCGAGUGGCAUUCCAUGGACCGUGCCCUUGGCAGAGAGCCUGGCAAACGCUUAUACGGACUUGUGUCUGGCGGUAUCAAAGACAAAGCGCCCGCCGCUUUUCUGUACGCGAUCGGAAAGGACGCGUUGAACUCGUGGGAAUAUCUAGGACCGUUGAGUGCUCCAUGUAUCAACCACACGCCGUCUCAAUGGACCGGCGACUACGGCGUCAACUGGGAAGUCGGUAAUUUUCUGUCCACGACUGACAAAUCAGCACAACCUCAUGACUACCUCAUCAUGUCCGUGGAAGGAUGUCUGUCAGAGCAGGGAAAGCCGCACAACGCACAAAUGUGGAUGCACGCAUGGAUAGGAAUAGACGACAAGGGGAAACCGACGAUGACAUUCGACUACGGAGGCCGUCUCGACCACGGCAGGAGAUACUAUGCCGCCAACUCAUUCUGGGACCCGAUCUCGCAACAUCACGUAGUGUUCGGAUGGCUGCAGGAGCACGACCUCCCCGAGAUAUGGCAUGACAGGCAGUGCUGGUCGGGGAUGCUCUCCCUCCCACGAGUGGUCAAGCACAGCGAGUUACACUCCGUCCACGGCGCGCUGGCGACCGCUUUGUCAAAGAUCACCUCGAUCGGAAAAACGCUCGAACCCAAAGGCACAUACACCAUAUCCACCCUGGCGUCGGCCCCACAUCCCGCACUCGAGAAGCUACGUGGCAACCUGUUACCAUUUCCCUCACCCACACCAGCCAUGAAGCACGCUACCAGUACCCGUAUAGCCAUGUUCCCCCACCCGACGGCGCACCUGGAGAUCGACGUAUCCUGCUUGCUGGCCCUUGACACCCGUCGCGUGGGCCUAUCGAUGCUGCACUCCGCCGACGCCAAGCAGCGUACGACCAUGUACUUCGACGCAAGGGAAGAGACGUUCGUGAUCGACCGGUCCCAAUCCACGACCAUUGCCGGGGUGGACACGACCCCGGAGACGGCUCCUCAUACUUUAUUCCGCUUUUGUGACACGUCUGGCACUGGCACCGUGCCGCAGGAACCGCUCGACGUGCGAGCCCUUUACGACGUCAGCGCGCUCGAGGUGUUUGUCAACGAGCGCACCGCGAUCGCCACGCGCAUCUACCCCGAUCGGGCGACUUGCUUUGGGAUUGAAGUGUUUCUGGAGUCCGAGCCGGACACCCAAUCCCAACCGAAGUCAGCCGCAGAAAGGGGAGAAGUAGCGUGGACGCGCAGUCAAUGCUGGGAGAUCCUCCCCGACCAGCAAGUACAUUAUAGUAAGAAUGAGAAUGAGAAUGUAGACUGUCUGUUCUGUUCUGCUCUGAUCUAG
Messenger RNA from Cladophialophora yegresii CBS 114405, 1836 nucleotides. RefSeq lists its product as uncharacterized. Gene Ontology annotation, biological process: sucrose catabolic process. Lineage: Eukaryota; Fungi; Ascomycota; Eurotiomycetes; Chaetothyriales; Herpotrichiellaceae. The transcript has a single exon. Bases 1 to 1836 code for a protein of 611 amino acids. Gene Ontology annotation, molecular function: sucrose alpha-glucosidase activity. The record is from RefSeq and is a predicted model, not a curated record.